Messenger RNA from Labeo rohita (rohu), 2356 nucleotides. It is a transcript of the gene rgs7b, whose product is annotated as regulator of G protein signaling 7b. The transcript is spliced from 18 exons. Gene Ontology annotation, biological process: G protein-coupled receptor signaling pathway; intracellular signal transduction; regulation of G protein-coupled receptor signaling pathway. NCBI's taxonomy places the organism in Eukaryota, Metazoa, Chordata, Actinopteri, Cypriniformes, Cyprinidae. The record is from RefSeq and is a predicted model, not a curated record. Bases 242 to 1621 code for a protein of 459 amino acids.
GCUCUAGUUGUGAGAUUUGCGCGCCGCCGCUCGCUGGAGGAGAGGAAAGCGAUAGUUGUCACACAGAGGGGCAAAUAACUCACGGUUUCCAAUGAAUAACUACCCCUUCCGCUCGAGCGCCAGCUGACGGACUGCCCUGCGCGAACACACGCGGACGGAGGAGCGACGCGCGCGCGAUCGUGUGAGGAGUAUCCGGUGACGGCGGCGGCGGCAGCAGCUCCGGCCGUUCCUGUGCUCCAGUAUGGCUCAGCCGGGCUCGUGCGCUCAGAGCAGUAACGGUGUGGCCGACGAGUCUCCCAACAUGCUGGUCUACAGGAAAAUGGAAGACAUCAUCGCUCGCAUGCAGGACGAGAAGAACGGGAUUCCCAUCCGCACCGUCAAGAGCUUCCUGUCCAAGAUCCCCAGUGUGUUUUCAGGCUCUGAUAUCGUCCAGUGGAUGCAGAAGAACCUGAACAUUGAAGACCAAGUGGAGGCUCUUCAUCUGGGGACGCUGAUGGCGGCUCACGGUUAUUUCUUCCCCAUAUCAGACCACGUUCUCAUGCUGAAGGACGACGGAACCUUCUAUCGCUUUCAGACUCCGUACUUCUGGCCGUCAAACUGCUGGGAACCAGAAAACACUGACUACGCGGUUUACCUCUGUAAACGAACAAUGCAGAAUAAAGCUCGUCUGGAGUUGGCCGAUUAUGAAGCUGAGAGUUUGGCGAGACUACAGAGAGCUUUUGCACGGAAAUGGGAGUUUAUAUUUAUGCAAGCAGAAGCGCAAGCGAAAGUGGACAAAAAACGGGACAAGAUCGAGCGGAAGAUCUUGGACAGUCAGGAGCGAGCCUUCUGGGACGUUCACAGACCUGUGCCUGGCUGUGUGAACACGACUGAAGCCGACAUAAAGAAAUCCUCCCGGAUGAAGCAGCCGCACAAAACACGGAAGUCGGUGUACGGUCUACAGAACGACAUCCGCAGUCACAGUCCCACUCACACGGCCACACCGGAGGUCAAAGAGCCCACAGAGGACGAGCUACGCAACCAGAUUCAGUACUGGCAAGCGCAGUUAGACAGACACCGGUUAAAAAUGUCCAAAGUGGCUGAGAGUUUGUUGAGUUUCUCGGAGCAGUAUAUGGAGUACGAUCCGUUCUUCACCACACCGGAGCCGUCCAACCCCUGGAUCUCCGAUGACGUCACUUCCUGGGAGCUGGAGGUCAGUAAAGAGGCGGGUCAGCAGCGGGUGAAGCGUUGGGGAUUCUGCUUCGAUGAGGUUCUGAAGGAUCCGGUCGGGAGAGAGCAGUUCCUCAAGUUCCUGGAGUCUGAGUUCAGCUCGGAGAAUCUCAGGUUCUGGCUGGCGGUGCAGGAGCUGAAGAAGCGUCCCAUCCGUGAGGUUCCCAGCAGGGUGCAGGAGAUCUGGGAGGAGUUUCUGGCUCCUGGAGCUCCGAGCGCCAUCAACGUGGACUCCAAGAGCUACGACAAAACCACGCAGAACGUCAAAGAUCCCGGCCGAUACGCUUUCGAAGACGCUCAGGAGCACAUCUACAAGCUCAUGAAGAGUGACUCCUACAGCCGCUUCAUCAGAUCCAGUGCCUACCAGGAGAUGCUGCAGGCCAAGAAGAAGAAAAGCAAGAAUCUUUUCUAGGGUGUGAAUCACAGAUGCAGUCGGGCUCGUCCACGAGCGAAGCGCUUGUAAAAUCACGCAGUCACGUCGCGUCACACGUGUGUACGUCACCGCUGAUCAUUAGACACGCAUGAACACACACACACACACACACACACACACACAUCGCCUCUGAUUCUGGAGCUUCACAUGGACUUAGGUUCGCAAAAGCCUUUCAGAAAAGCCAUCGAUCAUUGAUUCCGUCAGCUCCACUUUUCUCUCGGUUGAUUUGCCUUUUGCACUUUCACUCUUUCAUCUGAACCCUUACACUUAUUUUUCUAAGAUCAUGUUUAGUUGUUUUCUGUAAGCUUUGCUUCUGUAAAUGUGUACAGAUCUGAAGAAUCAGCGCUCAUACAAUCACUGCCGUUUCAUACAGACAUGAAUGUGAUGAUGAUGAUGAUGAAGAUGAUGUACAGUGUAGAUUGUAAUGGACGCUAAUAAUAAUAACAACAAUAAUAUUUGGACUAUUUUAACACCAUAUUUGAUCACCUGUACAUUACACAUGAGCCAGCGUCCUGAGAUGAGAAACCGACCGACACUGAUCUGAGAUCUGCUAUCUGCGCGUCACAGUGUUUCAUUCGAGUUUUAUUUCAGAAAACGACUGCGAUCCAAAGAUUAUCAGAGAACGGAAACUGUCCGUGCAGGUUCUUGAGUUUCUCAUAUUAUCGAUUCUGUACAUAAACCCACAAUGACAUGAAUAAAGGGACUGGAAAUGAA